This is a messenger RNA of Mandrillus leucophaeus (drill), 7303 nucleotides long. RefSeq names its product discs, large homolog 5 (Drosophila) (gene DLG5). The coding region runs from base 235 to 5649 and encodes 1804 amino acids. Lineage: Eukaryota; Metazoa; Chordata; Mammalia; Primates; Cercopithecidae. Gene Ontology annotation, molecular function: protein binding. The transcript has 33 exons. The record is from RefSeq and is a predicted model, not a curated record.
CCCGGCGAGCGGCGGCAGCUGGACGAGGAGGCGGGAGGCGCCAAGGCGGAGCUGCUGCUCAAGCUGCUCCUGGCCAAGGAGCGGGACCACUUCCAGGACCUGCGGGCGGCGCUGGAGAAGACGCAGCCUCACCUGCUGCCCAUUCUCUACCUGAACGGCGUCGUCGGGCCGCCGCAGCCCGCGGAAGGAGCGGGCAAUACAUGCAAAGUACUUAGCACAGUCACAGCACUCAGUAUGUCCGGGUCUGCAGUGUCCAGUAUGGGCACUACCGGGAAGGCACCGUCCCCACCACCCCUCCUCACUGACCGGCAGGUGAACGAGAAGGUGGAGAACCUCUCCAUCCAGCUGCGGCUGAUGACCAGGGAGAGGAACGAGCUCCGCAAGCGCCUGGCCUUUGCCACGCAUGGCACGGCCUUCGACAAGAGGCCCUACCACAGGCUGAAUCCUGACUACGAGAGGCUGAAGAUCCAGUGCGUGCGAGCCAUGUCGGACCUGCAGAGCCUGCAGAACCAGCACACCAACGCCUUGAAGAGGUGUGAGGAGGUGGCCAAGGAGACUGACUUCUACCACACACUCCACAGCCGGCUCCUGAGUGACCAGACUCGGCUGAAGGAUGACGUGGACAUGCUGAGGCGGGAGAAUGGGCAGCUGCUGCGGGAGCGAAACCUGCUGCAGCAGUCGUGGGAGGACAUGAAGCGGCUCCACGAGGAAGACCAGAAGGAGAUCGGUGACCUCCGUGCCCAGCAGCAGCAGGUGUUGAAGCACAACGGGUCAUCCGAGAUUCUCAACAAGCUGUAUGACACGGCCAUGGACAAGUUGGAGGUGGUCAAGAAGGACUAUGACGCCCUGCGGAAGAGGUACAGUGAGAAAGUCGCCAUCCACAAUGCAGACCUGAGCCGCCUGGAGCAGCUUGGGGAGGAGAACCAGCGGCUGCUGAAGCAGACAGAGAUGCUGACCCAGCAGAGGGACACGGCCAUCCAGCUACAGCACCAGUGUGCCCUCUCCCUGAGGAGGUUUGAGGCGAUCCACCAUGAGCUGAACAAGGCCACAGCGCAGAACAAGGACCUGCAGUGGGAGAUGGAGCUGCUGCAGUCAGAGCUGACCGAGCUGAGAACCACGCAGGUGAAGACAGCAAAGGAGUCGGAGAAAUACAGGGAGGAGCGGGACGCUGUGUACAGCGAGUACAAGCUCAUCAUGAGUGAGCGCGACCAGGUCAUCUCUGAGCUGGACAAGCUGCAGACCGAGGUGGAACUGGCCGAGUCCAAGCUCAAGAGCAGCACAUCUGAGAAGAAGGCGGCCAGUGAGGAGAUGGAGGCGCUGCGGCAGAUCAAAGACACGGUGACAAUGGAUGCUGGGAGAGCCAACAAGGAGGUUGAAAUCCUUCGAAAGCAGUGCAAGGCUCUGUGCCAGGAGCUGAAGGAAGCCCUUCAGGAGGCGGAUGUGGCCAAGUGCCGGCGGGACUGGGCCUUCCAGGAGCGAGACAAGAUCGUAGCAGAGCGUGACAGCAUCCGGACACUGUGUGACAACCUGAGGCGGGAGCGGGACCGUGCAGUGAGUGAGCUGGCCGAGGCCCUGCGCAGCCUGGAUGACACCCGCAAGCAGAAGAAUGACGUCAGCCGUGAGCUGAAGGAGCUCAAGGAACAGAUGGAAUCCCAGUUGGAAAAGGAGGCCCGGUUCCGGCAGCUGAUGGCCCACAGCUCCCACGACUCGGCCAUUGACACGGAUUCCAUGGAGUGGGAAACGGAAGUUGUAGAGUUUGAGAGGGAGACGGAGGAUAUUGACUUGAAGGCACUGGGGUUUGAUAUGGCAGAAGGUGUGAAUGAGCCUUGUUUCCCGGGGGACUGUGGCAUAUUUGUCACUAAAGUGGAUAAAGGAAGCAUUGCUGAUGGGCGCUUAAGGGUCAAUGACUGGCUGCUGAGAAUCAACGAUGUAGACCUCAUCAACAAGGACAAGAAGCAGGCCAUCAAGGCGCUCCUCAACGGGGAGGGGGCCAUCAACAUGGUUGUGCGGCGGAGGAAGUCCCUGGGUGGGAAGGUGGUUACGCCGCUGCACAUCAACCUCAGUGGACAGAAAGACAGCGGCAUCAGUCUGGAGAAUGGAGUGUAUGCUGCCGCCGUGCUGCCCGGAAGCCCUGCCGCCAAAGAAGGGUCCCUUGCUGUGGGAGACAGGAUUGUUGCGAUCAAUGGCAUUGCACUGGACAACAAGUCUCUGAAUGAAUGUGAAUCUCUGCUGCGGAGCUGCCAGGACUCCCUGACCCUGUCCCUCCUGAAGGUGUUCCCUCAGAGCUCCUCGUGGAGUGGCCAGAACAUUUUUGAAAAUAUCAAAGACUCUGAUAAGAUGCUGAGUUUUCGAGCCCAUGGCCCGGAAGUCCAGGCUCAUAACAAACGGAAUUUGAUACAGCACAAUAACUCCACGCAGACAGACAUCUUCUACACGGACAGGCUGGAAGACAGGAAGGAGCCAGGCCCCCCAGGAGGCAGCAGCUCCUUUCUGCACAAGCCAUUCCCUGGGGGACCCUUGCAGGUCUGCCCCCAGGCCUGUCCCAGUGCCUCUGAGCGUAGCCUGAGCUCCUUCCGCUCAGAUGCCUCUGGGGACCGUGGCUUUGGCCUGGUGGAUGUGCGUAGCCGGCGGCCACUGCUGCCCUUUGAGACAGAGGUGGGCCCCUGUGGGGUUGGGGAGGCCCCCCUGGACAAGGUGGACUCUGAAGGCUCCAACAGUGGUGGGACCUGGCCCAAGGCCGUGCUCAGCUCCACGGCAGCGCCUGAGAAGCUCUCCGUUUAUAAGAAGCCAAAGCAAAGAAAGUCCAUCUUUGACCCUAACACUUUCAAACGCCCCCAGACACCCCCUAAAAUAGAUUACCUGCUGCCAGGUCCUGGGCCUGCUCACUCUCCCCAGCCCUCCAAGAGGGCAGGGCCUCUGACACCCCCAAAACCUCCCAGAAGGAGCGACUCCAUUAAGUUCCAGCACAGGCUGGAGACUAGCUCCGAGUCAGAGGCCACUCUGGUGGGCAGCUCCCCAUCCACUAGUCCCCCAAGUGCCCUGCCCCCCGAUGUGGACCCCGGGGAGCCCAUGCACGCAUCACCCCCUCGCAAGGCCAGGGUCCGCAUCGCUUCCAGCUACUACCCUGAAGGAGAUGGGGACUCCUCCUACCUGCCGGCCAAGAAAUCCUGUGAUGAGGACCUCACCUCCCAGAAGGUGGACGAGCUGGGGCAGAAGCGUCGCCGGCCAAAAUCUGCUCCCAGUUUUCGGCCUAAGCUUGCUCCAGUAGUGAUUCCUGCUCAGUUCCUGGAGGAACAGAAGUGUGUCCCAGCCAGUGGAGAACUCUCCCCGGAGCUCCAGGAGUGGGCACCUUACUCACCUGGGCAUUCCAGCCGGCAUAGCAACCCCCCGCUAUACCCUAGCAGGCCGUCUGUGGGCACUGUUCCCCGGAGUUUGACCCCCAGCACCACCGUGAGCUCCAUCCUGCGGAACCCCAUCUACACUGUGCGUAGCCACAGGGUUGGCCCCUGCAGCUCUCCACCUGCGGCCCGAGAUGCUGGCCCCCAGGGUUUGCAUCCCAGUGUCCAGCACCAGGGACGCCUGAGCCUGGACCUGAGCCACAGGGCCUGCAGCGACUACUCUGAGAUGAGAGCCACCCACGGGUCCAACUCACUGCCCUCCAGCGCCCGCCUCGGUUCUUCGAGUAACUUGCAAUUCAAGGCGGAACGCAUUAAAAUCCCAUCAACACCAAGAUAUCCGCGGUCUGUCGUGGGCUCUGACAGAGGUUCAGUGUCACAUUCUGAAUGCAGCACUCCUCCGCAGUCACCCCUGAACAUCGACACCCUGUCCUCUUGUAGCCAGUCCCAGGCCUCAGCCUCCACAUUGCCCAGAAUCGCUGUCAACCCCGCCUCCCUCGGGGAGCGGAGAAAGGACAGGCCUUAUGUGGAGGAGCCACGCCACGUGAAGGUGCAGAAGGGCUCAGAGCCACUGGGCAUCUCCAUCGUGAGUGGAGAGAAGGGUGGCAUCUAUGUCUCCAAGGUGACCGUGGGGAGCAUCGCUCACCAGGCUGGCCUGGAGUACGGGGAUCAGUUACUGGAGUUCAAUGGCAUAAACCUGCGGAGCGCCACGGAGCAGCAGGCGCGGCUCAUCAUCGGGCAGCAGUGUGAUACCAUCACCAUCCUGGCCCAGUACAACCCCCACGUGCACCAGCUCAGCAGCCACUCUCGGUCCAGCUCACACCUGGACCCUGCCGGUACCCACUCCACUCUCCAGGGCAGCGGCACCACCACCCCGGAGCAUCCCUCUGUCAUUGACCCACUGAUGGAGCAGGACGAGGGGCCUAGCACCCCCCCAGCCAAGCAGAGCAGCUCCAGGAUUGCGGGAGAUACCAACAAGAAGACCCUGGAGCCACGCGUUGUCUUCAUCAAAAAGUCCCAGCUGGAGCUUGGGGUGCACUUGUGUGGUGGGAACCUGCAUGGGGUGUUUGUGGCUGAGGUGGAGGAUGACAGUCCUGCCAAGGGUCCUGAUGGCCUCGUGCCAGGGGACCUCAUCCUGGAGUAUGGCAGCCUGGACGUGCGGAAUAAGACAGUGGAGGAGGUCUACGUGGAAAUGCUGAAGCCCAGGGAUGGCGUCCGCCUGAAGGUGCAGUACCGCCCCGAGGAGUUCACGAAGGCCAAGGGCCUGCCUGGUGACAGCUUCUACAUCAGGGCCCUGUACGACCGGCUGGCAGAUGUGGAGCAUGAGCUGAGCUUUAAGAAGGACGACAUUCUCUACGUGGAUGACACCUUGCCCCAGGGCACGUUUGGGUCCUGGAUGGCUUGGCAGCUGGACGAGAAUGCCCAGAAGAUCCAGCGUGGGCAGAUUCCCAGCAAAUAUGUGAUGGACCAAGAAUUCUCCAGGAGGCUCAGCAUGUCUGAAGUCAAAGAUGAUAAUAGCGCCACAAAGACACUGUCGGCGGCUGCACGCCGGUCCUUUUUUCGGAGGAAACACAAGCACAAACGCAGCGGAUCCAAGGAUGGGAAAGACCUACUCUCCUUGGAUGCCUUUUCCAAUGACUCCAUUCCACUCUUUGAAGAUUCGGUGAGCCUGGCCUAUCAGCGGGUCCAGAAGGUGGACUGUGCCGCUCUGAGGCCUGUCCUGAUUCUGGGGCCUUUGCUGGACGUGGUGAAAGAGAUGCUGGUGAAUGAGGCGCCUGGCAAGUUCUGCAGAUGUCCCCUUGAGGUGAUGAAGGCCUCCCAGCAGGCCAUUGAGCGGGGUGUCAAAGAUUGCCUGUUUGUCGACUAUAAGCGGAGAAGCGGCCAUUUCGAUGUGACCACUGUGGCGUCAAUAAAGGAGAUCACAGAAAAGAACCGACACUGCCUCCUGGACAUCGCUCCCCACGCCAUCGAGCGGCUGCACCACAUGCACAUCUACCCCAUUGUCAUCUUCAUCCACUACAAGAGCGCCAAGCACGUCAAGGAGCAGAGAGACCCCAUCUACCUGAGGGACAAGGUGACUCAGAGGCAUUCCAAAGAGCAGUUUGAGGCGGCGCAGAAGGUUGAGCAGGAGUACAGCAGGUACUUCACAGGGGUCAUCCAGGGAGGAGCCCUGUCAAGCAUUUGCACUCAGAUCUUGGCAAUGGUCAAUCAAGAACAAAAUAAAGUCCUGUGGAUUCCAGCCUGCCCGCUCUAGGAGAAUGCUGUGCUGUGGAUGACUGCAGCUGGCCGCCUGAGGGGACGCCAGGCUCAGCUCUUUUCUAGCGACUCAAAGUAGAAGUCUGUCCGUCUAUGAACAUGCAGGGGAAGGAUCCAGAACCAGGACCCAGAAGCACCUCCUUUGUAGACAGAGGGCCACAGCUGCGUGCGAUCCAGGCCCAGGCCCGCACCCGCUGCCCCUGUCACACGUGUUCUUUAACACAAAACAGAUAACACUAAAGACGGGUUCAGCACCCACCUUUCUUUAGCCAGCUGAUCAGAGAUGCUGCAAAGAGAACCUUUUGGAUCACUCGUUUACAAACCUUUUCUAAGUAUUUGGUGGUUUAUGUUUACUUGAACGGCUCCAUGUUGCUGGUGCCCAGCCCCUGCCCCCUCUGUCAACCCCUGUCGCUUUGGUGUUGGUUUCGUUCCCGUCUUCAGCAAAACGACCUUGGAACCUCAAUGGGGGCUGCUUUGCUUUGGGAGGUUCUUGUUGGUGGGACCAGAGCUUUGACAAAGCUCCUGCUCCUUGGUGGCACCUCUCCUGGAAGGACGUCACAACUGCAGGUGCUCAGACUGCCUGUGGCAGCAGAACCAGUGCCUUUGGCAUUUUCCUCCCACACUGGGGAAGGUGACUUUGGUGUUCUUACAAACUCGUCUCUCGGCCUUUCUCUCCUGCCUUCCACAGCCUCUCGUUUCUCCUCCAUCUGUGCUUAUUACUUGAGCACUGUGUCUGCUCUGUGAGAGCUGCGUGGGCAGGGCCGCGGUGGGGUCCAGGUGGUGUCAGCUAUGCUGAUGCCUGCCAUUGGGUCCUCCUUAGGCUCUGUAAGUCGUGACAGCCUUCAUCAGUGCAAUGUUUGCAGGGUAAUUCUUAAACCUUUUAGAGGGUGGCAGGUACAUCAGUUCCUUUUAAUAUGAAAACAUUCAUGUUUCAGACAUUGAAUUGAGAGCUUUUAGGGGAUGCAUAAUGGUUAUUGUUGUCACUAUCAACAGUCUAAAAAGAAAAACUAAGGUCUUUUUAAUCUUGGUUACAGCACUCACGGCAUGCACCUUACUCAAUGUGGGUGUCUUCGUUUAGGCUUUUUUUUUUUUUUUUUUUGCACUUCUGAGGCUGGAUAUGUCUGGCUGAAGAUUUGAUGUGGUUCCUCCUUAAGCUGUGCGUCCUGUUAAUAAUAGGUACUGUACUGGGCUCUGUGUAAGUGUCAUUGGGGUAGGACCUAUAUUUUAAUACUGUUCCUAACAUUUCAUUUUACUAGCGAGAAAUCUUUGAUUUCAUUUUAUUCUUUGUAAUUCUAGACACUAGAUUGUAGUUUAGCCAUAACUGAUGUUUUUUAAAAAGGGAUAUAUUUUCUUGCACAGUUGUUCAAAAAAGAGACAAGUUUCAGUCCUCAAUGCUGUCCUUUGUUUUACAGGUACAAGUUUUCUAGCUCAGACAAACUAUGAAAAACUGUAGACUAUUCUCAAGGUAUUAACUCGCAGACCCUCUGGGGGUAGGGGCUGUUUUCUAAGUUGCAGGCAGAGUGGGACUGAGAUGGUACAGUGUGCACACACAGGUACUGAGCUGACAGACUGGGAUUUUCUGUACUAAAAUGUUACUUUGUAUCAAAAGUUAAACAGGCUUUAGUACAACAAAUAAAGGUCAAUUUCUGUAA